Phalaenopsis equestris is the source of this 694-nucleotide messenger RNA. RefSeq lists its product as uncharacterized. Bases 153 to 668 code for a protein of 171 amino acids. The transcript is spliced from 2 exons. NCBI's taxonomy places the organism in Eukaryota, Viridiplantae, Streptophyta, Magnoliopsida, Asparagales, Orchidaceae. The record is from RefSeq and is a predicted model, not a curated record.
CUCCUACACCGCAAACCCAUAGUGGCAAAAGUCAAGGGUACAUCCGGCUUUUUCCCCUCAGCACAAUUUUUCCGCUUUAAGAAAGCUUUAUGCGGUCAAGUGGUACGACCGGCGCAGCCUCUUUAGCUCCAUAGCCUUCCUCUCCCACCGACAUGGAUCGCGACACCGACCUCUUCCCAUCGUCGCCGACGAACUCCUCCACCUCCUCCUCCGAUCUGGACACCAUGUCGACGGGAUCUUUCUUCCACGACCGCAGCACGACCCUCGGCACACUGAUGGGCCUCACUUCGCCGGGAAUCCAGCCCACGCCCAUUAGAGCAGCUUCCGGUCGGCGAGCCACCGCCGCCGCCGCCGCCGUUUUGCGUGGAGAUGGAAGCGGGCGUAAGACGAAGGCUAGACGGGCCGGAUGUUGGCGGCUGUGUGGCGGGGAUGUGGGACCCACAUCGCUGGAGGAGUUCUUGCGGGCCGAGCGACGGCUUGGGGAAAAUUUUAUGUGCGGCGAUGUGGUUGUGGCGGAGGGCGGCGGAAGGUUGUUUAUGGACGGGAGAGUUCUUCCUCCGCCGGCGGCGAGUUCUGUGGGGAGGCGGCGGAGGGAGGGCGAGGCGUCGGGGUCCAUCGGAAGGCUGCCGGUGAUGAUAGCCGGGAUUUGCAACGGCGGGGAGUGGUAGAUUUGUAAUUUUAUUGCUUUUUUGGG